This is a messenger RNA of Fusarium fujikuroi IMI 58289, 1689 nucleotides long. RefSeq lists its product as uncharacterized. Lineage: Eukaryota; Fungi; Ascomycota; Sordariomycetes; Hypocreales; Nectriaceae. Bases 1 to 1689 code for a protein of 562 amino acids. The transcript has 2 exons. The record is from RefSeq and is a predicted model, not a curated record. Gene Ontology annotation, cellular component: cytoplasm. Gene Ontology annotation, biological process: regulation of nitrogen utilization; negative regulation of transcription by RNA polymerase II; mitochondria-nucleus signaling pathway.
AUGCCCUAUCGUUUAGACACUCACGUCUUGACAGUGGAUGCGAACGUCAUCCACAAGGUCGAUACUGGCAAUCCCGCCAAUCUCUAUAGCAUGUGGACUGUCUUUUCUCGGUGCGCAGACUCCGUUGAACAAGGUCGAAGACUAGAGAACCUUAGCUGGCGACUGUGGCAAAGAGAAACCUUUGUCGUCGACAACGAAGAAAAGACAGCACCCUCUACACAAACUCUCCCCCAAAACAUUCCUUCCGAGUCAAGGAUAUCCGAUCUUCCCCAACUAUCUGGCAGUGUUGAGUCUCUCGUAGACGAAGAGGCCGUCGACUUUAGUUCACUAUCAGCACCGCUUGAGAUCGCCCGCCCUCGUGUACGACGUCAAGAUUCUUGCGCCAGCACCCGAAGCAAGCGCGAACGCCACAUUAGCUCCGACGAUUUCGAGAAGAUGAUUGUCUCUAUUGUUAAGGACAAGGGUCCUCUGUCGGCCCCUCCUCAUGUUGCUCCUGUCCCCAAGGAGUCUCUUCCAGUUCCUCCUGCUUUCGAGCGUUCUGGCUCUACUACUACCGAGUCUCAAUCGCCUGCAAAGUCCAUCACAGCUUCAGAGGGUUCGCCACAACCUUCACCGCAAAGCCUCCCCCGCACCACUGUUGUGCGUGGCUUCUCACCUUCCCAGAUUCCCACUCCUCGAACCAUCUCCGGUGCUGCUCAAGCAUCAGACGCAAUUCCUGAGCCCAAGUCGUCGCCUGCUGCCAAGGUGGUGCAAUCAAAGAAGCCCGCUCGCUUUGCGCUUGGUGGCUCUUGUUCGUCUAGUGAACAGGACCAGAGCCUCAGCAACAGCAAGCCCAUCAUUCCCAUCAUCAAGAAACCCGUGUUCCAGAUCGGUGGCUCCUCUGAAGAGGACGGCUCACUCAAGAGUGCCAUGGCUUCAUCACGACCUGGCUCGCUCCUCUCUGCACGUAAGAAGCAGGCCUCGUUCAGCAACAAUGUCAUGACACGAACGAUUGAUGAUGAGGCAGCUGUCGACUCAGACACCGACGACUACAUCGACGAGAGCGCCAUCGAUGACGAUGACGACUCUUCGGACUGGGAGGACUCGAUGGAAGAGAGCGGCAAAUCCAGCAUGGACGACAAGUUCUUCCAGCGAGUGGAUUCCAAGGCCAACUUGACCUCACGACGAUCGCUCAUUACCCUCAUGCUUGCCCAGAACGAUCGCGCACGCACUCUUGGUAACCACGCUUCCCAAUCGACUUCAGCCAUUCCACGAUCUCGUAUGGCCCACGGCCCAUCACUGGGUGCCUCGCCUAACGACUCUGACGAGGCUCCCCUGAUGAUGAAGGGCAUGCGUGGACCUGGUCUCAAGCCUAUCCAUGAGGUCCCUAGGUCUAGUGCUCAGCCCAUCAUGACCGGUCCCAACCACAUCCAGCCUCAAGCUGCGCUGUCACCUCGCACUACUCGUCGCAAUAUGUUGGCGACUGAGCUGACUGAGUCUCUUCGACGUCACCUCCUCUGGGAGCGACAACAGAAGUCCUCGACAGCCAAUGCCGUCCUCAAGCGACGACAUACAUCGCACGAUGUGGCCAACCUGAAGCAGUACCCUGAGAAGCCUUGCAUGAAGAAGAGCGAGGAUGUGAACGCGAGCAGCUGGAACCAAUACUUCUCCAAGGAGGCCAGCGACGGAUACCACUCCAAGGGGUGGUAA